UUUUCGCCUUCACCAUCACUACCAUCUUUAACUCUUCAUCCACUCCCACACCAUAUAUCACUAAAAAGACAGCGACAGUGCACGCUCGAACAUCUCAACUAUGUGUGAUACUCCCGGUCUUAUCACCUCACUGCAGGAGAAUAUCGUCGCUCUCGAGCAAAAUCGCAAGAUUCUCCAGGACACCUAUCUCCUGCUCUCAGCUAGAAAUCCCGAUGAUAAAGAGAGCAAGAACAAGUCGGACAACCACAAGAGUCGCAAACCACCCUUCGGUCCCGACAGCCAUUUACUAUCAAAGCUCUGGAGCAAAUCCGGAAAGUCCAUCGAUGCGUUCGGGGAUCUGCUCCUCUCCGAAGAAGAGGCUUGCGCAAAAGAGAUUCAGGACCUCAAAAAGACUCUCCUCGCCAUGGUGCCAACGGCGGAGCAACGAAUUCAACUGUCCCAACUCGGCAGGGGCGAAAAAGUCGAGCUCACGCAGAUCGCCAGGGAUCAGGCCGUGGAGCUUGCGCGUCUUGUCAAGGAUGAGCGUGUGGAGAUCAAGCAGAUAACCAAGGACCGAAAGGUUCGAGUGACGGAGGAGACUAAGGAAGACAAGGUCCGGUUGGCGGAAAUCGCGCGGGACGAGAAGGUCCAACUGGCGAGGCUGGCACAGCAGGAGACCAUAAGGCUUGAGGAAUUGAAGGUGCGACUCGAGGAACUGAGGGUUCAAGAAGUCCAGUCUCGAGAGGACAUGAGAAAGGACGUAACUAUGAAGUAUGCACAGAUCGAGUGGGAGGGUGAGAAGGCGGAAUUGGGAAGACUGAAGGAACUGCAGGAGUUAGAUGCGAGGGAGCGCAGGGCGACGAUGUUAUUGAAGCAUGUGGAGCAUAUGGCCAUUGCAGCGUCCAAGGAAGCAGCGGCAGAGAGGGACAUAUCUGGAGCUCAAACUGACGCGAGUGCGAAUACAAACAUCAACGCAGAUGCCCCCUUGGACAAGAUUCUAGGUGGUAUAGACAAGGCAGUCGCUUUCGUGAAGAACACAACGGCCGUACUAGACUUAGAGCCACAGGAGGCUGCACCGUCCGAGACGCCUUUGACCGAUGAGGGUGUUCCAGGCAACGCUGAAGGACCAGGAGACAAGACGUCUGAGGCUUCUACUGCUCCUGAGGCGCCUGUUGCCCCUGAGGCGCCUGCUGUUCCUGAGGCAUCCAAGAUAUCCAAAGCGUCUGUUGCCCCUGAGGCGCCUGUUGCCCCUGAGGCGCCUGCUGUUCCUGAGGCAUCCAAGAUAUCCAAAGCGUCUGUUGCCCCUUAGGCGCCUGUUGUUCCUAUAGCACCGAGACAAAGACGCUCAAAAACGUCGUAUUACAGCACGCUCGGAGAUGGCGAGUAUUCGUUACAUAGACUAUCACGCCAGCUCAUCUCAUGAGAUAGUGCAUUCAAUGAUCUGUAUCCGCAUGGACACAGCUAUUUACGAGCACCGUUGCCAAUCGAUAGAACCUCAGUCUGUCUAAUAAACAUCUACUCAACCACACCUAAUUGCACGUAUACAGGAGCAAGGUGGG
Messenger RNA from Gamsiella multidivaricata, 1538 nucleotides. RefSeq lists its product as uncharacterized. Lineage: Eukaryota; Fungi; Mortierellomycota; Mortierellomycetes; Mortierellales; Mortierellaceae. The coding region runs from base 101 to 1288 and encodes 395 amino acids. The transcript has a single exon. The record is from RefSeq and is a predicted model, not a curated record.